Molecule: messenger RNA, 1135 nt
Organism: Haliotis rubra (blacklip abalone)
Lineage: Eukaryota; Metazoa; Mollusca; Gastropoda; Lepetellida; Haliotidae
Product: troponin C, isotype gamma-like
Exons: 4
Coding region: 113-625 (170 amino acids)
Molecular function (GO): calcium ion binding
Source: RefSeq, a predicted model, not a curated record
UUAAUCUUACAGUUUCAUGUAAUUGGAGCUUGUGGUGACACGCAUGUUUAACAAAGUUUGUUAUAGAGUUUUCCGUGCUAUGUCACUGCAGACGUUGGAGUAGCUAUCCAUUAUGGCGACUCUGUCUCGGCAGGAAGUAAAACUGUACACUGAGUUCUUCCAACAGGUAGAUGAAACUGACGGUGACGGGAACGGCCGCCUGUCUCUAGAGAACUGUGAAAAGCUGCUGGACAAAUGUGGCCACAGAAUUCCUCGGGACGUCAUACAGACAUUUGUCAACCCAGGCGGAGACGGAAGUUGGACGCUGACUCUGGAGGAGUUCCUUGCAGCCAUGUCGGAGGUGGUGCCACCCGACUCGCCUCACUCCAAGGCGGCUGAGUUGCGGCGAUUGUUCCGUGCCUACGAUCUGAACAAAGACGGGUACGUGUCGUUCUACGAGUUGAAGAACACGAUGCGUGGAUCGGUAACGGAAGAUGAACUCCGGGACUUCAUCAAAGAUUGGGAUAAAGAUGGCGACUGGAAACUGAGCUUCGAGGAAUUCAUCAACAUGUACGUUGCGCCGAUGCCGUCUGACAACAACGAUGAUGUUACGGCCAGUGCGGAGUCGAAGCCCAGUAACAUGUAACUUAAAGACUUAUCCUAUCAUGUCGGUCGUGUCGAGCAAACAGAGCAGAAAUAGAAACUUAAUUAAAGAUUGAUCGCCGGCCCACAUAGAAAAAGAAAAAGGAAUCCACACUCGAAAAUAUACCCUCCACAAACCCCCAAAAUAUAAGUACAAAAAUACAUACAGAAAAAUAGAAACUAAACAAACAAACAAACAAACAAACAAACAAACAAACAAACAAACAAACAAACAAACAAACAACAACAACAAAACGAAAAAUACCCAAAACAUAACCAACACAAAAAACAAAACAAAACAAUAAUGUGAAACUAACAAAACUGAGAACCUUUCGGGGAACGUGACCCUUUCAGAAACGACCAAUAACUGCAUUGGUUGAAUUGAGGAGUGUUGGGUUUCGUUCGUCGUAACGCAAUCUCUGUUAGUUCUCAGUUAGGCUAUCAUUUAAAGGUUAAUUCUGUAAAGCUGACAAUUCAAUGUUUAGUGAUGUGAAAUAAACUGGUUAUGAAUGAG